AUGUGUUUUUCUGCUGUCUUGGACGCAUGGGGUGCCAGCAUGCUGAAUGUAAACCAAACACCUGAAGCAAGACCCAUUCUGUGCAUUCUCAGAGGUUCGGUUCCAGCACUGGAGUGGUUCGCUCUCAGAGGGUCGGCGGCACCACUAGAAAACCCGGCGCCAGGGCAGCUCCGGCCAUCUGGUGGUCAUGCGACGAUAGCAGAAUCCAGCGCCCUUGCCAAGUAUCCGAGUGUUGUCGCUCAGUGCCCCAGCUCAUUUUCCAACGUUUUGCGGAGCUGGAGACGGGGGCCGGGUCCAUCGCGAGACCUCCAUUGA
Messenger RNA from Durusdinium trenchii, 315 nucleotides. Lineage: Eukaryota; Dinophyceae; Suessiales; Symbiodiniaceae. The record is from the annotation of a GenBank genome assembly.